Messenger RNA from Exaiptasia diaphana, 5944 nucleotides. RefSeq names its product cation-independent mannose-6-phosphate receptor-like. The transcript has 30 exons. Lineage: Eukaryota; Metazoa; Cnidaria; Anthozoa; Actiniaria; Aiptasiidae. The record is from RefSeq and is a predicted model, not a curated record. Gene Ontology annotation, molecular function: signaling receptor activity; D-mannose binding. Gene Ontology annotation, biological process: lysosomal transport. Gene Ontology annotation, cellular component: trans-Golgi network. The coding region runs from base 5 to 5944 and encodes 1979 amino acids.
CAAGAUGGUGGCUGAAUCUGUACAAGUGCUUUUAUUAACUUUUUUAGUUUAUUUAAUUUCUUACUCCGACCAAGAAGUCCUUCCAAAGUCUACAAUUACUAUUGCAAAACGCAGUUUUAAAUUAACAAAAAGAACUUGGGUAUAUAAAGACGCAAAGGACACAUACAAAAUUAAUAUCUUUGAAUCUAUAAAGAAUUGCAACGGUGCUAAAGUUUGUAAAGGCACCACGAGUUUGGGGAAGACGUACUCCUCGACAUUGGCCUCUGAUGGCUCAGGAUUUACCUUAAAUUUCACUGAUGGAUUUUGCGAUAGCAAGGAUAAACUGAAUACUUUGAUACAAUUUAAAUGUGGAAAGUACAUGGGUGCACCAGUAUUACUGGAUGAAUUUACAACARCAAGUUCCUGCGUAAAGAUAUUUGAGUUCAUUACUAAUGAGGCAUGUAAAAAGCCUCCCACAAUAUCUGAGGUGCCUUGUUACUUGUAUAAUGGUACUAAGAGGAUUGACUUGACGCCACUCAUCAAAACUAAAGGAGGUCAUGAGGUUGCCAAUGAUGUGAAAGGCCAUGAUUUCUUCAUCAAUGUGUGUAGAGAUAUCACACCAGAUAAGAGUACUGCUAACUGCCCCAGUGGUGGUGGAUGCAGAACUGGUUCAACACCGAUUUCCAUUGGGGCUCUGACUGCUGACUCAAUACCAACCCUGUCAACCAAUAAGAAAACAAUAAUUAUGGUCUAUAAGACAGAUACGAAAUUAGCAGAAUGUCAGGGUGCUGCUUUAACCAARAUCACAUUUGUAUGCCCACAAACUCUUAACAAAUUGGGUGGCAAACAACCAAUCAUGACUUCAGCUGAUAAAUGUACAUAUGAAGUAUUCUGGGAGACAGAGUAUGCAUGUCCGCAYAAUAAACAAAUGUCAAACAACAGCUGCAUUUUGUCCAACAAUUUUGUAGAUUUUGAUCURAGACCACUGCAAAAACRAGAUGGUCACAACUACAGGGUCCAGGAUAAGAAGUACACGUACUAUAUCAAUGUCUGCAAGUCUACAAGUAUACCUAAUUGUGCUCCUUCAGGAUACAGUGCAUCUGUUUGCCAGGAAAUUCCUGACACAAACCAAGUCUAUUCACUUGGUGUUUACAACCAGCAGAAGCUUUCAUACAUUGAUGGUCAGUUAGUGUUGAAGUAUAUGGGUGGCAAGGCCUGUAGCAGUGGCUUCAAGAGAGAGUCAUUUAUAACAUUCAAGUGUAACCCAACUAUUGGACAAGGGGCACCAGUUUUUGCUGGUGAACUGAGUCAUUGUGCUUAUUUCUUUGAAUGGGAAACAAAGUAUGCAUGUCCACCAUCACGUCGCACAGGAUCUGCAUGCAGAGCAACCAGAAAUGGGACUAACUAUGACCUUACAGAACUGAUCAGCUCUAAUGGCACUGAUUGGUUAGUCAUUGAUGGUGAAAACAGCAAUUCAACUAYAAUGAUUUACAUCAAUGUCUGUGGUCGACUAAACAYACAAGCAGCUACAUCCAAAUGUAAUAUCAACUCUGCCGCAUGCUUGAUUGACAAGAAAGAUGGRACUGUUAAAGACCUUGGCCAUUARCUUUCUGCACCAGUUUUAAACCCUGAUAACUCACUGACUCUGAAUUAUACUGGAGGUGAUCAGUGCAUUAAUGGAGUUCUUCGAAGAACUGUUGUCACAUUUGUUUGUUCCCAUGGUGAUCUCACCAGUCCCCCAGUACUAGUCAGCCAUUCAGCUGAUGACUGCACCUAUACCAUCAUGUGGAAGACUGCUGUUGCUUGUCCACUUGGUCUGAACCAAGGUGAUAAUUGUAAAGUUGAGGACAAGUCAGCAGGAUAUGUAUUUGAUCUUAAUGGAAUGCAAGGCAAUGUCCUCGGUCACAACUACACAACGACUAGAUAUGACAAGUACACAUACUAUCUGAAGAUUUGCAAGAAUAUUUCUGAUUCAUCAAUCAAAGAUUGUGCUAAUUCUGGGGCUUGUCAAGGCGAUCCGAGCAGCAAAGAUCACAAAUUUCGCAAUAUUGGUGUAGCAAAUAGUAAACUCUUUUACUAUGAUGGUAUACUGAAACUAAUGUACAGCAAUGGUGAAGCUUGUCAUAGCGGACAGAAAAGACAGACGCAUAUUACAUUUAUUUGUUCUCCUCAUGCCCCUAUGCAAGGGGCUGGGAGGCCUGAGUUUGUACAUGAAGACCAUUGUAUUUACCAUUUUAGAUGGCCUACCAAGUUUGCUUGUCCAGCUCAGGUAGUGGAGUGUGCUGUGAGAUCAAACAACCUUCAGUAUGACCUUUCAAGCUUGGCCAAGACUGAUGAUAACUGGAGUGUUACAAAUGGCAAAGGAACUUUCUARAUUAAUGUUUGCAGGUCUUUAAAUUUGAACUCUGCUGUCCGUCAGUGUUUUGGAACAUCUGCUGUAUGCUUGAAAUCUAAUGGGAAUUAUGUUAACCUAGGUCAAGUUGACAGUUCUUUAAAGGCGACUUCACAAGGAACUAUCACCAUAACUUACACCAAUGGAGAUCCUUGUCAGGCAGACAAGAACAAACGAUAUCAAUCUGAAAUUACAUUCAUAUGCCAGAAAGGUGUUGUGGGUAAAGGACCGCAUCUAGAGUCUACUGGUAAUAGUGGAUGCCUGUACAAGUUUAGUUGGGAGUCUGCCGCGGCAUGUGCCAUUACUAACACCAUAGGUGCAAAUUGCUCCGUCCAGGAUCCUAAAUCAGCUACUGUCUUCAAUAUGUUUGCACUAAGCCGACAACCAAGCAAGCCGUACACUAUCUCUACACCUAGUGGUAGAACAUUUACACUGAAUAUUUGUGACAAAAUUGACAAGACACUGUGUAAUAAGGACAGCGGUGUUGAUAUCGGUGUCUGCAUGAAGGAGACUGACAAGAAACUUCUUAAUUUGGGUGUUGUCAGUCAGAAGUUGGAGUUUGAAGGAGAGACACUUGUACUGACUUACAGCAGUGUUGCCAAGUCUACUGGUAAUAGUGGAUGCCUGUACAAGUUUAGUUGGGAGUCUGCCGCGGCAUGUGCCAUUACUAACACCAUAGGUGCAAAUUGCUCCGUCCAGGAUCCUAAAUCAGCUACUGUCUUCAAUAUGUUUGCACUAAGCCGACAACCAAGCAAGCCGUACACUAUCUCUACACCUAGUGGUAGAACAUUUACACUGAAUAUUUGUGACAAAAUUGACAAGACACUGUGUAAUAAGGACAGCGGUGUUGAUAUCGGUGUCUGCAUGAAGGAGACUGACAAGAAACUUCUUAAUUUGGGUGUUGUCAGUCAGAAGUUGGAGUUUGAAGGAGAGACACUUGUACUGACUUACAGGGAUGGUGACCGUGAUAUAAACAAUGGAUAUCCUAGAAUUUCAAAGAUCAGGUUCUAUUGUGACCCUAACACCACUCUAGGUUCGCCAAAGUACAUUGAACAAGCAAGUGAAAAAGAUGGAGAGGUGUUUUAUUUUGACUUCAAAACGUCUCUUGCAUGUUCAAUGAAUCAAAUACAGUGUCAGUUUAAUUCAUCAAAUGGGCGAUCAUACGACUUGACUCCUAUGGGAUUAAUUACUGGUAACUGGGAGGCUGUUGACACCCGUUCUGCACACAAGCAUCUCCACUACUACAUCAACGUAUGUCGAGCAAUCAACCCUGUAACCUCAUCUAUUCAGUGCCCAUUUACAUCGGUCGGCGCUAUUCAAAUAGAUCACAGCACAUCAAAGUGUUAUAAUCUUGGUUAUAUUCAAAGCAACCCAGAGGUAGUUUCAGAAGGCCUAAUUACAUUYCACUAUUAUGGAGGCACCAAAUGCCACAAUAAAUACGCUAGAAGCACAAGGGUCAACCUCCAAUGCGCUAACUUCACUGGUCCUCCUAUUUUUGAAACGGAAACCUCAGAAUGUGAAUAUGUGUUUAAUUGGCAAACACCCAGUGCGUGUGCACUCACAAGAGAAGCAGGCGAUAAUUGUCAAGUGACAGACAGACAGUAUGACUACAAGUACAGUUUGUCAUCACUGGUGGGUUCAUUCGCGUUUAAAGUCCCGGAUGGAACUGUUUACCUUGGUGUCUGUGCCAAGGCAGCACCAUGUAAAGACGAAAACACCGCGGCUUGUUUAAUUAAAGAAGGAAAUAAACAAGACAUAGUAAAGCUGGGCGAUGUCUCCAAACAACUUACAUUCUUUGGGCAAGAAAUCUUCCUCCGAUACAGUAACUCAAAGUGCUCCCUUCUUGUGCGGUUUGAUUGUGACCAAAAUGCACAUAAUGAGGGGAAUGGACCCAAGUUGGAAAGGGUUGAUGACAAGAAGUGUGAAUAUUAUGCUCGUUGGGCUACAGACRUGGCUUGUCGACCAAAUACGCAUGUCCAGUGCAGUAUCAGGASAGAAAGCAGCGACAAGAAGACUGAUCUGCAGUAUGACUUCACCAGARUAACAAAACAUAACGACAAUUGGAAGGCAACAACAUCAACAGCUAGUGUAUCUUACUUUAUAAACGUCUGUCGUCCAGUCAUCAGAUCCGGUGAAGCAUCUAUUUGCUCACGAACUGCUGGUGUAUGUAAAGUAGAGACAACACAGACAGGGAAAAAAAGUGCUACAAGUCUUGGUCAGUUGACCAGUAUUCCUGUGGUGAAGGGGACCAGUAUUUAUCUAAAUUACUCGAMGGGAGAUCAAUGCUCCAACGGCAAGUCAGCGUCAGCUACUAUACGCAUGGAGUGUGGGCCAAGUGCUGAGGCUGCUCCCAUGGAGAUCAAUAUGUAUCAAGAUACGUGUACCUAUGAGUUUGUGUGGAUUACCAAGUACGCAUGUCCGAUAAACACUGUGAACCAAACUAUCACCAAUGACUGUACAGCUGUCAACCCCAUCACCAACUAUAAGUUUGAUUUAAAUCCACUAGCAAACGAUACCGACUACAGGGUCGARGAUAACAAAGGACAUUACUUCUUGUUAAACGUGUGCCAAGGGUUGAAYAAAGACACGACGUGUGGAAAGGAUUCAGGCUCGUGUCAGUACAAACUUGAUGGCAGUACRACAUACAAUGCUGGUAAAGCCAGUAAGCAGUUAACUUACCAGGACGGCGUGCUUAAACUCACAUAUUCAGGAGGUKAAGUCUGUCAUCAUUCUAAGACUUCACGGACCACAGUGAUCUCAUUUGUGUGUAGUUGGYCAUCUAGUAACAACUUUGGUAAACCUGUUUUUGUUGAUGAGUCAGACGACUGUACCUACUACUUCUCGUGGCACACUAAACUCGCCUGUGAAAGAAAGGUUGAGUGUUCACCGGUUAUUCAAAAUAAAAACUCUAACUCAAAGUAUGGAAUUCGUAGACUUGCUAAAGACGAUCACAACUGGCUGUUUCCAAACGGUAUGAAAUACAAUCUGUUUACAUACUUUUUCAUGUUUAGUCGAGAAGCGGUUCCAAUGCCCAACUGUCGCGUCCAGCAUCCUUUAACGGGAKAAACUGUAGACUUCAGUAAACUUGACAAUGGCCCGAUCACAGUCGAUACAUUUGCAUUUCGCAUCUGUGAUCCUUUACCGGGUAAUUACCUGCAAACACUGUGUGCCGGUAAAUGGGUGUGCAACAAUGGUAUUGGCUAUGACYCCACACCCAAACUUUACUAUGAAGACAAUAUCUUUGAGCUGUGGUUUACUGCCAAGCGUCCAUGUGAUCAAUCUCCUCAAGGCAAAGAAACGUUCAUUAUUAACUUUCAAUGCGACGAAUCAAUAAAAGGCUCGGGAAAGCCUAUCUUUGAGUACGAUUCCACGAGUUGCCACCAUGUAUAUACCUGGUCUACUCCUAUUGUGUGUAUAAAAGACCAGAGCCGUGUUAUCAUUGAUCCUCWCCCCAGUCCUCAUUCAUCUGGAUCAUCUGCUGGCAAAAAGGCGGGAAUCGCGUUUGCUGUGAUAGCAGUGUUGCUUGUCGUUGCUGCUGCUGUAUUUGUACUGCACAACCGACGAAGAAGGUGA